CCCCCUGCGUCAUGGCCAAAUUAUUUCAUCUGAAGCCCACGAAACUUGUCCCCAAUAGCGUCUAUCCUUUGAUAUAUUAUCAGUCAGCUUUUUCCGCUGGAACCUCACCAGAUGCUAUCUCUGCUCAUUUCGCAAAGCACCGCUGGGACGAGCAACACAGGGGCGGAAUGUCAUAUCAAUCCCAUUAUCAUUCAACUACGCAUGAGGUGAUGGGGGUUUACAAGGGGAAGGCUCAGCUGCAGUUUGGGAUGUCCGAUCAGGACACAGAACUGGAGCAAAGGAACAAGGUCGUUCUCGAGGUCUCCGAAGGGGAUGUGAUCAUAAUCCCGAGUGGUGUCGCCCAUCGGUGUCUCAAAGAUGACGGAGGUUUAAGCACUGUUGGAUCGUAUCCAAGAGGUGGGAAACAGUGGGAUAUGAAUUACGGAGGAGAAGGCGGGCAGAUUGAGGUAUCGGUGCCGGACAUGGACCCUUUCUACGGCAGGGAUAAGGAGGGCCUAACAGGUGUAUGGGUCCCUGAAUCUCAGUAGGGUGAACUGAACCUUGGCCAUCCAGUAUACACGAUGCUUGCUUUAGCGCAAAUGCAAAACCGAGGACGUCUUUCGAGCCUGUAACGUGAUAAAUGUACGAUAUAUUGAUGGACAAGAGUAUGAGUCCAGACGCCGUGCACGAACCUCAGUUAUGUGUGUAUUCUACUACUGAUUCUCACCGAUUCAUCAUGACCGGGCAGUGACCUUGCAUCACCGCUUGCAUGAGGAUUGCC
Stereum hirsutum FP-91666 SS1 is the source of this 760-nucleotide messenger RNA. RefSeq lists its product as uncharacterized. The coding region runs from base 12 to 527 and encodes 171 amino acids. The record is from RefSeq and is a predicted model, not a curated record. The transcript has 2 exons. NCBI's taxonomy places the organism in Eukaryota, Fungi, Basidiomycota, Agaricomycetes, Russulales, Stereaceae.